Molecule: messenger RNA, 3083 nt
Organism: Amphibalanus amphitrite
Lineage: Eukaryota; Metazoa; Arthropoda; Thecostraca; Balanomorpha; Balanidae
Product: synaptic vesicle glycoprotein 2C-like
Exons: 13
Coding region: 336-2228 (630 amino acids)
Biological process (GO): transmembrane transport
Cellular component (GO): membrane
Molecular function (GO): transmembrane transporter activity
Source: RefSeq, a predicted model, not a curated record
GCGGGCGGCAGUCAUGUCAGUGGCACGCCGCCGGCUCGCUCAGUGACUGUGACUGCCACUGUGACUGGGUGGUGCCGACUGACUUAGCCGAGUUGCCGUCCUCCUGGUCAUCUGCAUGCUGCUCACCCUGUGUCUGGCCGUUGUACACCCGCUGCUGUGUGAGUGUCGCCACUGAUGUCUCGGCUAUUUCUGCACAAGGGACUGCCGGUUUGGGGCUGGGACAGAGCGCGCUGGCGUGACUGAGGUCGCGCCAUGUGACCGGUGCCGGGCCGGGCGGCGCGGACGCCGCCAGCUCCGAGUCGGCCUCGCUGGUGCGUCACGCCACCAACCCGUUCAUGUGCUACACGGAGGGCGGCGCGCCGGCGCCGGCGCCGGACGCCGAGGGCGCCGCGCCGCCGGCCAGCGCGCCGCCGGUCGCGCCGCUCGCCGACACCGCCGAGCUCGACACCGAGGAUAGCGUGCUCAGCCAGUUCCACGAGGACGCCAUCCGACAGGCCGGGGUCGGCUCGUUUCAGCUGGUGCUGUUUCUGGUGCUGGGACUCAGUCUGGCCGCCGACACCAUUGAGCUGUUUGUGGUCGCCUACGUCAUCCCCAGCGCUGAAGUGGAGCUGUGCAUGACGAGCGUUCAAAAAGGCUGGCUAGGUGCCAUCACGUUCGUGGGUAUGAUGAUGGGCGCCGUGGUGUGGGGCGUGCUGUCGGACUCGAUGGGCCGCCGCCGCACCCUGGUCUCGGCGCUCACCGUCAACGUCAUCUUCGGCAUCGUCACCGUGUUCAUGCCCACCUACGGCACCUUCAUGGUGUCGCGCCUGUGCAGCGGCGUCGGGAUCGGCGGCUCGAUUCCGAUCGUGUUCGCGUACUUUUGCGAGUUCCUGACCAAGGCGCGGCGCGGCCAGUACCUGAGCUGGCUGCUGGUGUUCUGGUCCGUCGGAGGCGUGUUCGUCGCGUUCGCCGCCUGGCUCAUCAUCCCACGCACUGGUGUAAUGGUGGUGAUCGAGGAGCGCGCCCACUUCUCGUCGUGGCGCGUGUUCCUGCUGGUGUGCAACCUGCCGUCGCUCCUGGCCCUGCUGGGACUCACUUUCAUGCCCGAGUCGCCGCGCUUCUUACUCGAGGUCGGCCGUGAGAUCGAGGCAAUGCGAGUGUACCAGCGCAUCUACAAGUGGAACCACUCGGACCCCUCUGCGCAGUACUCGCUGACGGAGCUGGAGCUGCCCAAGCAGCGGACCGCGUACCGGGACUCGGCGCCGCCGCCCAACACGGCCAUCCUCAGCCGCUUGCUCUCGCUGGCCGACCGGUUCUGGGCCGGCGUGUCACAGCUGUUCCUGCCGUCACACAGCUCCACCACCGUCGUCCUGCUGUUCGUCUGGUUCAUGGCCGCCUUCGGAUAUUACGGACUCUCCAUCUGGUUUCCCGAAUUCAUCAAGAUGAUCAAAUCUCGUGACUACGUCACCCAGGCGGCGUACGAAAUCGAGGCGCGCUACGUCAACAAACUGUUCAACGGCACCAUCGCUAACAGAAAGUACAUCAACUCCACAUUCGUCAACUGCACGUGGGCCGACGUCACCCUCAACCACGUCGACUUCAUCAACUGCAACAUCUACCGGUCGGUAUUCACCGACAUCAAGUCAUCGCGCACCGUGUUCCUCAACUCGACACUGGUCGAGAACCGAUUCGUCGACACAGACAUCUACCCCAACGUGCGCUUCCGCAACUGCGAGCUGCGCAACAACAGCUUCCAGGCCAUGGUGCCGGGCUGCCAGCUGGACUUUGACUACAACCUGCACUACGUGGACGUGUUCCAGGAGAACCUGAUCGGCCAGCUGUCGCUGAUACCCGGCAGCUUCGUCUCCUCCUACCUGCUCGACAGGGUCGGGCGCGCCAAAAUGAUCGCGGGCUCCUUGCUGAUCUCCUCCGGAGCGGGAUUCUUCAUGUGGUUCCUGCAGACGAAGAUCGGCGUCAUUCUGUUCGAGGCCGCCUUCAACAUGGUGUUCAUCAGCGGCUGGAACGCACUGGAUGUGCUCACCACCGAGGCAUAUCCCACCCAGCUGCGCACCACCGGCUACGGCUUCAUCUCGUCCGUGUCUCGCGUGGCCGGCAUCGUGGGCACGCUGACCUUCGGCCAGUUCAUCGACGUCAACCUGGCCAUCCCGAUGCUGACAACGGUGGCGGUGCUGGCGCUGGGCGGACUGGCCGCCUUCCGACUGCCCGAGACCAAGGACGUGCUCAUCUGAGCGGCGUCCUCAUCUGAGCGGCGUCCUCAUCUGAGCGGCGCGGCGUCCUCAUCUGAGCGGUACGGGAGCGGCACGUGGCCGGCGAGCUCACCCACACCGGACUGCCACUCGUCUGGAGCCGACGGAGUUUGGCGUACCUCGCUCUGAUGUCGGCGUGAGCAAGCCUCGAGCGGCAAGCCGGGUCCAAUGGAGCCGGACAGACAGACGGACAGGUACGCAGAUCCAUGUUGACAGGUCGGCCAAUGCCAUUCUCUAUCCGGCCGGCUGGUUUAAGAUGAAAUGAGCUUGAAGAGCCGUGACCUCGAUUACCGUUCGACCACCGGGCCGGCACGACUUGCCGUAUAGAACGAGGAGUAUUUACGAGGGGUGAGAGCCAAUGCAGUAGCGUCUGCCCUCGAGUGUCUCCACGUUUCAGCAGUCACAUAUUGUCGACCUGUCCCACGACUGCAAAUGCAUAAUGCAUUAUAUCUGUAUGGUGUCGUGCCCGCCCUUUCCGUGUACUUACCUACUACGGCGCGGAUGUGCUACUCACUAUUCUGCUGCUCUCCUACUCAUGUCAAUCUUUGGCUUUCGGUGCGUCCUAUGUACAAGACGAUCAUUCCACCUCUGGCCCCUGUGCAGUCAGUCCGGGGCGUUGUUCGUGAAGUGCGCGUGCAUGGCACUCGCGGCUGCCUGGGACCAGCGAGCGUCCCGUGCACCUGCAGUGAGCUCUCUGUGUGCGCGCGGCCGGCCGCCGGGUCAGGCGUCAGCCGGCCCCCGCGUGCGGCAGCCGCUAUGCAUGGUCGGUGGUGAUUGUUAUCGACGGGCUGUUUGAUGUCGUGGCAACGUGAAAUAUAUCUGUACGGCUGGACUGUG